AUGAGCAACGAUUCUCUAAAGCAGCUUGCGAGAUAUCACCCAAACCACCCUGAACCAAAAGUAGUAGCAGAAUUCUUUGGAUAUAUCAAAGAUGUGAAUUACGUUGAUCCUGAUCUAGUUGAUCAUCAAAACUGGAGAAACGAAGAAGAAAUGAAGGAAGCAGCUUAUGCUGAAGAGCUAAAGGCUCUUUUAGAGUUCAAAACCACCCGUAAUGACUGGUUUGUGAAAGAGCAAAGGAGGAGAGGUAAGAAAGUCACUCCUAAAUCACAGGAGGGUGAGGGAUCUUCAUCGCAGCCAAAGAAGAAACAAAAGAAAGUGACAAAGACAUUAUUGAUUGAUGAACCUGAGGUAGAUGAGCCGGUGGUUACUACGAAAGAAGAUCCGUAUGCUGAUAUUGAUCAAUUGAUGUUGAACGUUGAUGAUUUAGUGUCUGAGCAAGCCGCUGAUGUAGAAGUUCAGAAAGAGAAAGUUCUUGAUGAUGUUGAAGGUGAUGAUGUCAAGAAAAGUACAACAAGCUCUUCGAGUUCUUCAGAUGAUGAAGUAGAUGAGACUGAACGUCUAAGAAGAAUUCAAGAGGCUACAGAAAAAGAGAAACAAUUACAGAAGAGGAAGAGACAGGAGAAAGAUGAUGCUGCCUAUGUUCCAUCUCCAGAGCACGAUUCUGAAUCACAAUCACCUUCAAGCGGAAAAAAGAAAGCAGGUGCAAAGAAAAGGAUUGUAUCUCCGAAAAUGAAGAAAGUUACUACAAAGAUUACAAAGCCGAAGAUUGCGUUAAAGAAGAACCAGCCAAAGAACCCAGUAAACCAUCAACACCACCUCCUGAUCCUACAUCAAUACAAUCACCACAACAAUCAACACCUCCACAACAACAAACACCUCCACAACAACCAACACCUCCACAACAACAUUCAUCUCCAAAACAACCAACACCACCCAGACAACCAUCACCACUACAUCUCUCACCACCACAACAACAAACCUUGCUCACAUCUCAAGAAAUAUUUCAAACACCACCACUCACUCAAAUUCAACCAACUCCUGGUUCUUCUGGCCACAGAGGUCUUCACAUUCCUCCGGAUAAUCUUGAAGAUAUUAGGAGAUUUUGGCUUUGCAAACGAUGAACAAGUAAAGAAGUUAGAAAAGAAGAUGGAUGAAGUGCUGAAGGAAAACAAAGUUGUUGCAGCUAAAAGUAAGAAAGUUGCUGAACGUGAAAAGAUUCUCGAAAUGCGAGUGAAGAAAUUAGAGUCUGACAACAAGGCAUUGUUGAAGAAGAUUGAAACAGAUCAGACUGAGAUUGAUUUCCUAAAGGUGCGAGUGGCUGAACUUGAAGAAGAAAAGGCUCGCAGAGAUGAACAGAACAAAUAUUUCGAGAUGAAAAACAAAGAGCUUGAGGCUGCAAAGGCAUUGAAAGAGCAUGAUUUCUACAUGUUGAAUAAAGUAGUGGAGAAUAUGCUCGGAACGUCAAUUGAACAAAGAUUCGAAGAGAUACAAGUAGAAGAGCUUAGGGCAAAACGCCAAGCUGAAAUUGACGAACAGAUGAAAGAUAAGGGUAAGGGUGCUGAAAGCAGUGUGGCAUCUGUUGGGAGAUCAAUUGUUCCUUCCCUAGUCAUUGAGAAUCCAGUUCCUAUAUCUUCCGUUCAUGGUUCCGAUGAUGACAAUGACGAUGAUGAUGCUCAAGGUGGUAUGGGAAUUAAAGUAACUGAAGCUUCCAAUGAAAGAACUAUUGAUGAUUUUCUGAAUAAUACUAUGAAUGAAGAGACAGGGGGAGCUGAAGGAAAGGGGGAGUCUAGUGAUGCUCAAAAUGUUGAACAUGUUGAAAAGUUAGUUUUGAGAUUGGAUACUUAUAGGGAAGAAGGUGAACACUUUCAUACGUAUACAUUGGAAAAGAUUAAAGAAAUGACACGUAUGGUGGAUCCUAAUUUCAAGUUUGAUUUUGAAGAGGAAUUAAAUGCAUUCGACAUCAACUACCAACCUGAAUAUGAGUAUAAGUAUGUAGAGGAUGCUGAUAUGUACGACAGGGUUGAGGUUGAGGAUUGCACAGAUGAUGAGAGUGUUAGUGAAGAUACUUCUCAGUAUCCUAUGCUGAUGGAGUUCUAA
This is a messenger RNA of Helianthus annuus (common sunflower), 2097 nucleotides long. Its product is annotated as stress response protein NST1-like. The transcript has 2 exons. The coding region runs from base 1 to 2097 and encodes 698 amino acids. Lineage: Eukaryota; Viridiplantae; Streptophyta; Magnoliopsida; Asterales; Asteraceae. The record is from RefSeq and is a predicted model, not a curated record.